Molecule: messenger RNA, 876 nt
Organism: Aspergillus aculeatinus CBS 121060
Lineage: Eukaryota; Fungi; Ascomycota; Eurotiomycetes; Eurotiales; Aspergillaceae
Exons: 2
Coding region: 1-876 (291 amino acids)
Source: RefSeq, a predicted model, not a curated record
AUGUCCCCCAGCGAGUCGGACCUUCAAACCAUCCAGAAGCGCUUCAAUGGCGUGGUGACCUAUCUCACCAGUGGCGGGAAGAUCAACAACGGCGCUCAGAAGACGAAGCCGUUUCUGCUGUACGGCGACGGGUGGCGCAUCCGGCAGGAUAUGAAGAGCGAGCUGCGCAACGCCGACGGAGAGACCAUCCCCAAGGCUGAUGGAUCGGGCAAUGUGCUCAUUGAGGAUGAUUCGUUGAUGGUGCAGAAGCAGCAGCAGGCGAAGACCAUCGCAGAGAAGGACGCCGUUGCGCAGGGCAAGUCCGCGAGCGAGGCCGAGGACCAGUAUCCCUACUGGAGCGACUCAAUCCAGUCCUACACCUUCGACAAGAAAUGGGGCGAUUCCCCCACCGUCGGCGUCUUUGACUCAGGCUCCUCGGCCAUUGCCUUCACCCUCAUGGAUACCGACAAGGCGCUCAUCAACCUCGGUCCCAAGGCCCUACAGGGCGGCCGCCUGCACGCGGUUGACGUGACCGCCGUCGCCAACAGUUUGUUUGAGGACCACACGCCUCCCACCGGAAGCACCAUUACCUCGAUCGCCGAGGUAGCCCCCCAAGCCACCGCCAUAUUUCACGAGCUGUUCCACCUGGUCUGGGGCGACAGUCUCAUGUACCCCUCCGUUGGAGAGGAGUACCAGUUUCAACGGAUGACGGGCUACGAGAGCCGAGGCAGUGGGAAGAAAGCGUUCACCAAGAGAUACGCCAUGCGGAACCCGCAAAGCUAUGCCUAUGCUGCGAUUGCCUACGAUUACACGCAAAAUGUGCAGUACAAGAUUUCCAACAAGAAGUCGGCCCCUGUUGAGUUCUUCACGGGUUUCGCUUCCUACGAGAAGAGCUAG